Messenger RNA from Suricata suricatta (meerkat), 1626 nucleotides. It is a transcript of the gene PRKAR2B, whose product is annotated as protein kinase cAMP-dependent type II regulatory subunit beta. Gene Ontology annotation, cellular component: cAMP-dependent protein kinase complex. The coding region runs from base 93 to 1349 and encodes 418 amino acids. The record is from RefSeq and is a predicted model, not a curated record. The transcript is spliced from 12 exons. Lineage: Eukaryota; Metazoa; Chordata; Mammalia; Carnivora; Herpestidae. Gene Ontology annotation, biological process: regulation of protein phosphorylation. Gene Ontology annotation, molecular function: cAMP-dependent protein kinase regulator activity.
CCGUCCGCGUUAGCUUGGCGGCCGCGGGGUCGCAGGCCGGUCCGGGGAGGCGGCGAGGGCGGCGCCCAGGCGCCCGCCGCCCGGCAGUCAGGAUGAGCAUCGAGAUCCCCGCGGGACUGACGGAGCUGCUGCAGGGCUUCACGGUGGAGGUGCUGAGGCACCAGCCCGCGGACCUGCUGGAGUUCGCGCUGCAGCACUUCACGCGCCUGCAGCAGGAGAACGAGCGCAAAGGCGCCGCGCGCUUCGGCCAUGAGGGCAGGACCUGGGGGGACGCGGGCGCCGCCGGGGGCGGCACCCCCAGCAAGGGAGUCAACUUCGCCGAGGAGCCCAUGCACACCGACUCCGAGAACGGGGAGGAGGAGGAGGAGGAGGAGGCCGCGGACACCGGGGCGUUCAACGCUCCAGUAAUAAACCGAUUCACAAGGCGCGCCUCAGUAUGUGCCGAAGCUUAUAAUCCUGAUGAAGAAGAAGAUGAUGCAGAGUCCAGGAUUAUACAUCCCAAAACGGAUGAUCAAAGAAAUCGGUUACAAGAGGCUUGCAAAGACAUCCUGCUGUUUAAGAACCUGGAUCCGGAGCAGAUGUCUCAAGUGUUAGAUGCCAUGUUUGAAAAAUUGGUCAAAGAAGGGGAGCAUGUAAUCGAUCAAGGCGAUGAUGGUGACAACUUUUACGUAAUUGAUCGAGGAACGUUUGAUAUUUAUGUGAAAUGCGACGGUGUCGGAAGGUGUGUUGGUAACUACGACAAUCGUGGGAGUUUCGGUGAACUGGCCUUAAUGUACAACACGCCCCGAGCAGCCACGAUCACCGCUACCUCUCCGGGUGCUCUGUGGGGUUUGGACAGGGUAACCUUCAGGAGAAUAAUUGUAAAAAAUAAUGCCAAAAAGAGAAAAAUGUAUGAAAGCUUUAUUGAGUCACUGCCAUUUCUUAAAUCUUUGGAAGUUUCUGAACGCCUGAAAGUGGUCGAUGUCAUAGGCACCAAAGUAUACAACGAUGGAGAACAAAUCAUUGCUCAGGGAGAUUCGGCAGAUUCUUUUUUCAUUGUAGAAUCCGGUGAAGUGAAAAUCACCAUGAAAAGGAAGGGCAAAUCCGAGGUGGAGGAGAAUGGUGCAGUAGAGAUCGCUCGGUGUUCCCGGGGACAGUACUUUGGAGAACUUGCCCUGGUCACUAACAAGCCCCGAGCGGCUUCCGCGCAUGCCAUCGGAACUGUCAAAUGUUUAGCCAUGGAUGUGCAAGCAUUUGAAAGGCUUUUGGGACCUUGCAUGGAAAUUAUGAAAAGGAACAUUGCCACCUAUGAAGAACAAUUAGUUGCCCUGUUUGGAACUAACAUGGAUAUUGUUGAACCCACUGCAUGAAGCAAAAAUUUUAAAAGCCAUGUCUGUUAGACAAAAAAAUGCAAAGGACCUGCCCAAAUUCCUGGUUCAUCAUCCUGUAUUCUUUAUCCACUUUGUCAAGAUACUUUGUUGCAUAAGCUGAUUGUUAACUGUUCAUGGAAUAGCAAACAAAUGCCUGUUUAAUAAAGAAUUCUGACCAAGGCUGUAAAUGCCAGUUACAUUAUUUUCAGUAUUGUUGGUUAUAUUUAAAUUUACCUUAUAAUAAAGCACACUUUUAUAAUAAAAUGUUUUUAAUGAA